CCUUUCUACUCGCCUCCUUAUCUCUUUCUUACUGUCAGGGCAGGAAGGAGCCGCGACAGCUCUUCGACAGCAGCUCUCCCCGCGAGAGGGGGUAAAUGACCGCGCCUAGAAGAAAGAUCCACCGUAAGGAAGUUCUUCCGUCAGGCGGAUGCUGAGAUUGCUGGGCGGCGGCGGACUUGCCCACUUUCCGAGCAGCCGAACUCUCGCUUUAGGACAGAGGGAGCGACUGGGAAGUGUGUGUGAGGGGGGGAGGGAUUAACGGCAUUUAGCAUUUCCGUGGAGGGUGGUUACUUCGGAGGGCGGUGGGAGUGUAGUUUGCGAGGGACACUCGGGGACCGCGUUUGUUGCAGGAGGAGGAGGCGGUGGCAGAAGUAGUGGUGAGGGAAAGAGGGAGAGGGGUGUUUGUGCAGAGCAGCUUGGCUCGCCUAGAUAGCACUGCUGCUGCCGCGGCUGCUAUGGUGGAUGAUUUCAUGUUGCUUGGUGCAUAAUUUAGAGGAAAGGAGGAGUUGGAAGCGGCGACUAUUAGAGGCAGGGAACGGGGGAUCUGUGCUGCCAGGGCCCCCCCUCUCUUUGCCUGUGUGUGGUAUUGAGGCAGCUCCCUGCGCUAGCCCUGCAGUGCCCGAGUGGGGGCUCCCGGACAGAGAGUGUUUGUGUCCCCCGGGGCUGGUGCUGUGGUGGGGUGUGUGUGUGCACGCGUUUUUAGGGUGGGGGUUGUGUCUGAAUCAGUUAGGAAGAAUGACUUUGGAGUCCAUCAUGGCGUGCUGCCUGAGCGAGGAAGCCAAGGAAGCCCGGCGGAUCAACGACGAGAUCGAGCGGCAGCUGCGCCGGGACAAACGGGACGCCCGUCGGGAACUGAAGCUGCUGCUGCUGGGCACAGGAGAGAGUGGCAAAAGCACAUUUAUCAAACAGAUGAGAAUCAUUCAUGGAUCAGGUUAUUCUGAUGAAGACAAAAGGGGCUUUACAAAAUUGGUGUACCAGAAUAUAUUUACAGCAAUGCAGGCCAUGAUCAGAGCCAUGGAUACCCUCAAAAUCCCAUACAAGUAUGAACAUAAUAAGGCUCAUGCACAGUUAGUUCGAGAAGUUGAUGUAGAGAAGGUGUCAACUUUUGAGACCCCCUAUGUAGAUGCAAUAAGAAGUUUAUGGAAUGACCCUGGAAUCCAGGAAUGUUAUGAUAGACGACGAGAAUAUCAGUUAUCGGAUUCAACUAAGUAUUACCUUAAUGAUUUGGACCGCAUAGCAGAUUCAGCCUAUCUGCCAACUCAGCAAGAUGUGCUUAGAGUUCGAGUCCCAACAACAGGGAUUAUUGAAUAUCCAUUUGACUUACAAAGCGUCAUUUUCAGAAUGGUGGAUGUAGGAGGACAACGAUCGGAAAGAAGAAAAUGGAUACAUUGCUUUGAAAAUGUCACAUCUAUCAUGUUCCUAGUAGCUCUUAGUGAAUAUGAUCAAGUGCUUGUGGAGUCAGACAAUGAGAAUCGAAUGGAAGAAAGCAAAGCACUCUUUAGGACAAUUAUCACAUAUCCAUGGUUCCAGAAUUCUUCAGUCAUUCUGUUCUUGAAUAAAAAAGAUCUCUUAGAGGAGAAAAUUAUGUACUCCCAUUUAGUUGAUUAUUUCCCAGAGUAUGAUGGACCACAACGGGAUGCACAAGCAGCACGAGAGUUCAUCUUGAAAAUGUUUGUAGACCUGAAUCCAGACAGUGACAAAAUUAUCUACUCCCACUUCACAUGUGCUACAGACACAGAGAAUAUACGCUUCGUCUUUGCUGCUGUCAAGGACACAAUCCUACAGUUAAAUCUGAAGGAGUACAACCUGGUCUAACUGUGCUUAGGAGGCCCUCCAAGACCAUCUCUGGGUGAUUGAAGAUACACAAGAGGGACUGUAUUAUCUGUGAAAACAAAUUGCAUAAUACUAAUUUAUUGCCAGCCUGGACUCUGUUGAAUGUCCACAGAGUUUUUAUUUAAUAUUAUGAUUUUAUUUAAACUGUAUGGAGGAAAAACAAAAGAUGUAUUCACAGUACAUUUCCUUAUUUUUUAGGCAAAACCUUGUGACUCAAUGUGUUUUAAAUUCUCAGUCGUACACUCACAACGGAUAACAGUUUUUUGCUACUGAAGCAAAAUCAAACUGGUUUCCUCUUUCCCUGACCCUUUCUCUCUCCCUCCUUCCUCCCCUCCUUAUGUUUUUAAAGGUACAGUGGCCAUUUUCCCAGUUGCAUUCCUUGGUAAAAUAUUUUCUGAGCGAUUUGGUCAGGAAAAAUGCUAUCAUCAGAACUGAAGUUAUCAGUCAUUCAAAUUUUACAGAAUGUACUUUCUCUGAAGGAUCAAAAGUAUUGAUAGUGUGAGUUUUAAAUUCUUUACAUGAGUGUUUUCAUUCUGUCUUUACUUUUGAGGCUAGAAUAUUGGGAUUGCAAUAUAGUAUAUAUUUAGAGUUUAACCAUACUUUCACAGUUCAGAUAGAUGCAUAGUAGGCAGUAAUGAAAUAAUUAAAGACACAAACCUGGGAUGUUCAUGGAAUAUCACAGAAUCUCUUUUUAAUUGCCAUGUGCCAUUAUUUUCUCUUUUCUUUAUUCACAAAUGCCAAACAGAAAUGUCAUGGACACUACAUUUUCCCCAGUGGCUACAGCCUGAAACAGCCUGGAAGCUUUUUUUAUCCAGUUUCAUGCAUUUUUUCUUAAGUUAGAGCUUUUUUAAAGUGUGCUUUUCCACAGUAGAAAAAAUAUUUUUGCUAUGUAAAAUCUUGCCAAAUCUGGCUUUUUAUAAAACCAGUACUUUUGAAACAUAAGAUACAGAUUGAAAUACCAGAUUGGGAACUGACCUGACUGAGCCAACUGCCAAAUGAUAAACCACCAUAAUUUCAGCUCAUAUGUUCCCUUUGUUAGAAAAUGUUCAAAUUUUUAAUGCCAAAACCAACAAUGUGAGUGAAUAUGCUACUAGGUAUACAUGUAUAGAAGACAGUUUAACUGUCUCCUUAUGUCAGAGAUGGCAUGACAUUGCAUACAAUGUUUUCUAUAAUAAUAUCAAAGCACCUUUGUACAGCAUGAAAUUAUUGAUGAAUGAUCACAUUCAGGAACCUUUCUUGAUAAGGUUGCCUCUUAACUGAUUCACAGACAUUUGAUAGGCUUCAUACAAAAUAGCCUCUCUUGAUGUUCUUUAGAAAGAUUUAUUAAUGUAAAUAAAACAAUGAGAAAAUCACUCUUGACAUUUAAACAUGCAAAUUUUUAAUAACAAAAAUGUAGCACACAUUGAUGAGCAGCUUAGGUUGAAAGGUGUUUUUUUGACUAGGUGCAUGAUUGCUAGCAAGCUACAGAGAGCUCAGAGGUCAAAUGUAAUUGGAUUGAUUAUCUACAAUGCCAAGUAGCACUAGACUGCACUUAGCACAGAAAUUGUGCCUCAGCAGCAGAGGAGAGGUGGGAAAAGAAUGACUUAUUAGUUGACUAACAAAGUUAACAAUAAAUACUAAUGAGAUGGUUUUAUCCUUAACCCUCCCAACUCCAAAACAACAAUAAUAAGAACAGUUGCUAUUUUUUGUUCCCUCAUAAAACACCUUAUAAUUGAAAACUGACUGUAGGUAUAGUGCAAUUAUGAAUGCUAUAAUCAUUGUACAUACAUGUCUAUAUAUAUAUGGCAGCACCCACACUGGCUUUGCAAUCAUUAAUUUUUGGCAAAUUGAAUGUGCUGUUUUGAUAUAUAUCUAUGUAAUUGUAUUCAAUGUCUUACAGCUAAUUCACAUUUUAAAUAAUGUUAUUUUAUUUACUUUUUUAAGAGAAGAAUGUAAAUUUUGUCAGUUUAUUUCUGACUAGGGAUUUUUUUGUUUUUAUUUAAAAAGCAAAAAAAGCUUAUUAUAGUACAGAGUGGUACUAGCAUCAUGCUGUAUAAAAUCAUUUGUACAUUCCUGAGUAAAUCAGAGACACGCAGAGGACAUUCACAAAGUAAUGCUUAAAUCUUGUUAGGGUUUUAUACAGAUGUAGAAACCAUUUUUGUUGGAAGAAUUUAUGCCAUUAUAUCUAGGAUUGGAACAUAAGCUCUUAAAUAUGAAUUUGUAUUUGGCAGAUUCAACUUCAGAUAAUUUUAACUUUAUUAGAACAGUGAAUUUAGAGACAUUUCAAACUAUUGAACAUAAGUACUAAUGGGUAUAUGCUAUUUCCCUAAAAAUAUCAUGAAAAAAUACAGAACAUCAGAUCAGUUAUAUUAUUUCAGAAAUUACAGAAACCUUAGAUCUAACAACAAAAAAGUUGCUAGUGCAUGAUAAUAUUCCUUCUUUUAACCUGGGAAUACAUUGACCACCUUGGAUUUAGUGAUAUAAAUAGAACUGUAGCAAAAAAAAAAAAAAAAGAAAAAAAAAAGCCAGCGGUGUCUAACGAAGGUUUGGGGUUUGGUUUGGUUUGUUAUGGGAUAUUGGGGGGAGGAAUGGGGUUUUAAAUUUUGUAUAAAAACAAAACAAAAGUUUACUCAUGCUUUAUAGAUAUAUUGUGAUUGCAAAAUUCAAGAGUGUGUGCUUCUGGUAUAUUUUGAGUUGAACCUGUGUCAAUGUUUGGAUCAUUUGAGCAUAUUCUGAAAAAAUAUAUAUUCAGCAUGCUAAUGCAAGCCUUACAUGAGUCACCUAACACAGCAUUGCAGUGUGACAGUGUUUACAAAAACAUUUCCUUUUUAAAUUACAUAGCUGUUCCCACUUGCAAUAUAUUCAAUUGCUGUUGCUGUUUUAAUUGGUGAUUUCCACUAUGCAUUAUAGUACUUGAGUCCAGAAGUAUGUCCCUCUAACAUGAAGCUGAAGGCAAAAACAAGACAGAAACCCUUUUAACUUUGCCAAAAUUAUGUGAUUUCAUUGAAUGUCAUAAAUGGGAGAGGAGGGAAGGAAAACAUUGGGAACCUGUGUAUUCUAGGUGUUAACUAGUACAAGAAAGCUGUAAUAUGUGUUUUACAGAAACCUUAAACUAGCUUUUUUCACUAACUGGCACUGUCCUGACAUAUAUAGCUUGAUGAAGCUAUAAGGGCAGCUUACUUUUUAUAAUUCAGAUUUUUGCUUUUCAAUGUGUAUGAACUGUAAUUUUUAAUCAUAAUGCCACAUGAUUGUGAAACACUUUUUUUAGUUUGAAAGUGGAGAACAGACUUUAUGCUGGUUGUCAGUCAGAACUGACGGCAUGAUUUGCAAAAACUUUAAAAGGGGGUAAAAGGACUGCAUAUGAAGACAUUGCUGGACUGCAAGCUUUUGGUUGUAAGAUGAAAAAGACUUUCAGAUUACUCAACCUAGUGCCCCUUCUUAUGCAGUCUUCGCAAAAUAAUGAAAUAAUAGGAGAAAACAAAGACAUGUUAAACCACAUGGGAAAAAAAAAGCCCAAAUAAUUUAUUAUAUGUGCUGCUGUUCUUGGAGCUCUGUGCAUGGUUAUCCUGAAUUACAUUAGUAAACUAAUGAAGUGUGCACAGUAUUUUAAUAAGGCCUUCAAAUUACCUACCUCUAAUUAAGAAACCAAUAAAGUUAAUAUGUUUUGGAGAGACUGUCACAAGUUAUGAAAUUAAAAUGGCUUGUUGUAGAUAUUUAAUGUCUAUUUUAGAUAUCCACACUUUUGUAGAUACAGUCCCUCUUUGGACAUAAACAACUAAGGUCAUAUGUCCCUGUCCAAUUUGUUAGUUUAGUAGAGAUCUUGAAAAACAAUGUGUUUUGGUUUGAUAAGAACCACUGAUAUCUCUUUUUUUUUUAUUUCUGUUUUUUUCCCAUAAUAUUUUGAGUGUAUCAAUCAUAACAAGCAUUUCCAUGUAAUCAGUAAUCCAUUGAGGGUCAUUAUCUAGUUAGAGGGAUUUUACUGUAACUUUCACUCAAGCUUUUUCAGAGUAGCCAUGCUGCAGGAAAAAAAGAAUAGGAGAAUUGUUUGGGCAAAGCUGAUGUUGAAGAUAGUAUCAAAAAUGCAAGAGAAUUCAACCAGAUCAAUCUUAUUCUAAAGCUGUUUUUGUGGCUGGUUGUUUUUUUUUUCUCUCAAAAGAUGGUCUAAGCUGAAGUCUAUUGCUGGAUUCCUUAUUUAUCAUGCUGCAGGAAAUCCUUACUUGACCGAUAUAUUGGGGGGGGGGGGGUCAGAUACAUUUUUUAAUUUGCAGUGUUUAAAAAAAUAAAGAUCAUAUUUGCUAUUCUUAAAGUGUUAUUUAAAUGCAUGUAUUGUCUAUUGUUUGGGGGAAAAAAAUAGGUUGUGCUUUUUUGUUGAAAAAGCUAAUGCAUAAAUAAUGCUCCUCAAAAAACUUGCUGGGUUAAAAAAUCAGUAUUUUUGGCCAUAAAUUUGUACUAUAGUAUCUUCAUUCCUUGACAUUUAACUUUUCUGAAAUAUAUUUGAGCUUCUAGUUCUCCCAAAAUGUUUCUUAUGAUAAAUAUUGUAUAGAUGUAUUAUUCCAGUGAUUACUUUUUAAAUUAUACAUGCUCUGUCCUCAU
Messenger RNA from Falco peregrinus (peregrine falcon), 6405 nucleotides. Its product is annotated as guanine nucleotide-binding protein G(q) subunit alpha-like. The record is from RefSeq and is a predicted model, not a curated record. Gene Ontology annotation, molecular function: G protein-coupled receptor binding; G-protein beta/gamma-subunit complex binding; GTPase activator activity. Lineage: Eukaryota; Metazoa; Chordata; Aves; Falconiformes; Falconidae. Gene Ontology annotation, cellular component: heterotrimeric G-protein complex. The coding region runs from base 463 to 1815 and encodes 450 amino acids. Gene Ontology annotation, biological process: adenylate cyclase-modulating G protein-coupled receptor signaling pathway; action potential; phospholipase C-activating dopamine receptor signaling pathway. The transcript is spliced from 7 exons.